AUUUCAGUAAUUUAGACCACGGACGUAAAAUCCCAUUAAACUAGAUUUAAGAAUCGCCUGUUAUAUGCUUUCACGUCCACUGAGUGAGCAACGCAAAGCCAUGGCCUGCAAGGCCGAUCGCUGUCACUCCAAGGGGGGUUUCUCAAAGCUCGUAAAGUCUUGCUGGCCGGAAACGUCGCCAGAAAACAACCGUUUUCCGGCCUUCUUCGAACCAGUGCGGCCAAGGAACCCUAGAAACCAGCCUGAAAACCACCAAACCUCACUGGAAAACCACAAAAUCCAGGCCUUCUCAGCCUUGCCAGAUGAUAUCGUCAUAGAAUGCUUGGCCAGAUUAGACCGCUCAUCGCUCAAAUACGCCAUGUCCGUCUGCAAAAAAUGGUCGGAAAUCAUGGAUUCAGAGGCCUAUUUCGAGCUACGCCGAACCCUAGGCCUGGUGAGAGAGGGCGCAUGGGCCUUUGAUCAAGCCCUAAGCAUGGCGGCCUUUUGCACUGAGCCCUCGAGCCCAUGGACCCAGAUGGAGCCCCGUGGCUCGGGCGGGCUCGUGAAUGGCACGGCGGUGGUCGUGACGGUAGGGCGCCGAGCUGUAGUCCUGGGUUCGGAUGGAUGCGUUCUCAGCUACGACCCGUGGUCCGGUCGUGUCCGUACGUGCGAACCCAUGCCCUGUAAAAGAAAGAGGUUCGCCGCCUGCUCCAUUAACGGCAAGGUAUAUGUGGCCGGCGGCUCUGGCUCGUGCGCAAAGCGUGUGGACGAAUACAACCCUUUGACGAACAAGUGGAGGGCGAUCGGCGAGUUACCAGAGCCUCGCUAUGGCUGUGUCGGCCUGGCCAUCGGAAAGUGCUUCUACGUGAUAGGCGGGCUCAGCCUCAAGGCAAGACCGGCCAGGCUUGGGGUUGCAGACGAAUCAGAGAGCUCUAGGGUAAGGGUUUCAGAGGAACCAGAGAGCUCCAGAGGCAAUGUUGCAGAGGUUUCUGAGAGCUCUAGGGUUAGGUUUUUGCAGCGUUCAGGAAGUUCUAGGGUUUCGGGAGGGAGGGGAGCGGGGGUUGUGUAUGGUAGGGGCGGGGGGUGUGUAUGGGAGGGGUGGGGGUACGUGAACAGGAUGGAUGUGUAUGAUGUGGAGAGGAGAGAGUGGGUGGGGAGGAAGGCGAUGCCAGCGGGGGGUUGUGUAGUGUCGGGUUGUGUAUCGGGGGGUUGUGUAUACUUGGUGGUCAGGGAGGGGGUGGGAGUGGCGCUGUGGAGGUGGGGAGAGAGAGGGGAGUGGGGGAGGGUAGGGAUGGAAUUUAGGGUCGAAGGAGGGGCGAGGUUGGGGUGCUGCGGCGUUGAGGGGAGGGUGUGGGUUGUGUACGGAGGGAGGGUGGUGGUUGUGUAUGAUACUCGGACGGGGGAGUGGCGGAGGGGGUUAGACUUGCCACCGGCCUGGAAAGGGCCGGCGGUGUGUGUGGCGUUGAGAUGGUAGAGAAAAGGAGAAGUGCAGAUCCAGUAAGAAAACCUUAUUGGGUUGUAUGCGGUUAGAGAGAGAAUAUUGCCUUUGAAAAUAAAGGGUAGAUUGGAGACUUCAGAGUGGGAAUUAAUGUUGGGUAAAUUAUUUUUUGUAUCAUUUUUAAGGAUUGUAAUUUUUGUCUCCUUUUUAAGGAUUGUAGUAAAGAGCUUCCAAAAUAAUUAAAUGGGCUACAAUUUUUAAUGGUGUGGAGAGAGGGUAUUUCACUGUAA
Molecule: messenger RNA, 1707 nt
Organism: Amborella trichopoda
Lineage: Eukaryota; Viridiplantae; Streptophyta; Magnoliopsida; Amborellales; Amborellaceae
Product: Galactose oxidase/kelch repeat superfamily protein
Molecular function (GO): protein binding
Source: RefSeq, a predicted model, not a curated record